AGGAACUAUUCUUUCGACAAAAUUUAUAUUUUUAAUCAAUUUAAAAAGUUACUUUAUUUUUAAUGAAAAACUUGGAUCAAAUUAUGGUGUCACUACCUUAUUUGCCGGUAGAUUCCAAUGCCCUUGGCCAUGAGCGUCGUGCGAGAGGAUGAUCAUACCUGUGAACGACAACAAUGGAGGAGGCAUCAGCAUUUGAUAAACUACCGGAUGAACUUGUGGAGCAAAUAUUCGACAAACUGCGCCUCGACGCUCGCAAAACAGCGUCCCAAGUUUGUAGACGCUGGUCCGAGAUAGCCUUCUCCAAGCGGUUUCUGAGACAUGUGACACUGAAGAUAAGUUUCGAUGGACAUUGCGGGGAUCUGGGACCCGUUCUCGAGAAUAGCUGCCGCAGUUACCGGAACAUGACCGUUACCUUUUGUGGCGACUUGGAUUAUGUGGUGCCGUAUGCGAUGCUUAAGUUCGCUAGCUCCUUGGAAAGUCUGGUGUUUCUACGUGAUACAACGAGCGACGAUAUGAUCCAUUCCGAAGAAUAUCUGCGAGCGUUUUUGAACGGUCUUUAUUCGUUGUACAAUCUGAAGGAACUGCGCUUGGAAAUUCCUUUUUUCUACGACUUUAAAGCUGAAAACAUUGAUCGAUCAGCUUUUCGACCUUUGAGCAAUUUGGAAAAUUUGUAUAUCGGUUACGCUACCAUGGAAGAUAGCAGCUACAAAUGGCCGGAGAUAGCACCCAAUGUGAAGCAUUUGUACUUUAGCAAUGGGUUCAUAUGCAAGACUUUCUACGAAACGGUUUCGUUCUACAGUAAGCAGCUAGAAUCGUUUGGGACAACUUCGGUGUUUCCAGACCAAUAUUUCACAGGUUUCGAUGCGUCUAUAAGCUUCCCAAAUGUAAGGAAACUAAGUAUUGUCCACCAGGAGUUGCCGUCUUUAAAGCAUUUCGAAGGGUUUAUGAAUCGGUUUACGGAUUUGCUGGCGCUGGUGCUUGCUUUGAGCGUAAGCUCUGAAAUGUUCACACUUUGUGUGAACAAAUUUCCCCUGCUAGAGUACGUUGCACUUUAUGAAAAUAUUCCCGAGGAAACCUUUUCACUGCUUAGUAAACUACCCAAACUAAGGCACCUGAAGCUCAGCUACAUUGGUAUCGAGUGUGCUUCUGGCAUAUACAGGUGCGGAACCUUGAAAAAUCUUCGGCAUCUAACUUUGGACGUUUAUUGUUGGAAAGCGACCUUUAUCGACACAUUUUUUGAGACGCUGGCAUAUAAAGCACCUCACCUAGAGCGACUGGAGGUUGCCGUUAGAUACUCGGAUGACAUGAUGCCGGCGAUUUGCAAAAAUUUCCCGAAGCUACGGAAGCUUGCAAUGGACUACACAAGAGACAAUUUGUGUCAUUCUUUUCUGCAACAACUGACCCAGUUAGAGGAGCUAAGAAUAAACAGCACGGAUUUCAAGUGGAACCAGAUGCGUUGUCCCUCUAUCCGAACUUUAUUCCUUAAAUUGCACAAGUCACAAUUCAACAAAUAUCAGCAGCAAUGGGACGAGAUAGGCUCCUGUCUACCCUCUCUGAAGACCCUUGAAUUGACCUUUUCGCUUUCGGAGGAACAAACUGCGAGGCUGCAAUCGACAAUGCCUUCCGGGUGCCACAUUAUAACCAACUCCAGGAACCAAUUGUUCGAAUCGGAUCUGGUCGAUAUCAAUCGGCAGGCAGAAGACUGGCUGCAUAACGCGUAAUCUCAACUAAACUUAUUUGAUUAUUAUAACAUUAUUUCGGGAAAAAAGCAAUAAAAUUAUAUUUGUUAUUCGUAUUCCGGUAGAUUUGACGGAUGGCUUGAAUAUGGUCGGUACGGUUAUUUAUUAAGAAGAAACCCUAGUUUAAUUAUUUAAUUAA
This is a messenger RNA of Uranotaenia lowii, 1878 nucleotides long. RefSeq lists its product as uncharacterized. Lineage: Eukaryota; Metazoa; Arthropoda; Insecta; Diptera; Culicidae. Gene Ontology annotation, molecular function: protein binding. The transcript has 5 exons. The record is from RefSeq and is a predicted model, not a curated record. The coding region runs from base 174 to 1721 and encodes 515 amino acids.